Molecule: messenger RNA, 5119 nt
Organism: Paramecium tetraurelia
Lineage: Eukaryota; Ciliophora; Oligohymenophorea; Peniculida; Parameciidae
Exons: 6
Biological process (GO): receptor-mediated endocytosis; intracellular protein transport
Cellular component (GO): clathrin coat of coated pit; clathrin complex; clathrin coat of trans-Golgi network vesicle
Molecular function (GO): clathrin light chain binding; structural molecule activity
Source: RefSeq, a predicted model, not a curated record
AUGAAUCCAAUAAGACCAAUAAGAGUUUAAGAGGCAUACCGAUUUUCUUAAUUGGGUGUUAGUCAAACCAAUUUCAAGUUUGGUUAAAUAUUCUUCGAAUCAGAUAAAUAUAUCACAAUCAGAGAGACAGCCCCGAAUGGAGAUACUCAAUUAUUGCAAUUCAAUUUUGAGACAAAGCAAUUGAUUUCUCGUAAGCCAAACAAGGCAGACUCUGCUUUAAUGCAUCCAGAAAAGAAUAUCAUCGCUCUUAGAGCUGCAGGGGAAUAGCCAAAUUCAACUGUGAUCUAAAUCUUCAAUUUGGAUGAGAAGUAAAGAAUAAAGAAUGUCGAAUUGAAUGAGACUAUAGUGUUUUGGAGAUGGGUCAACCCAUAAAAAUUAGCAUAUGUUACUCCAACAGCAGUAUAUCACAUCAAUAUCACAAAUCCCAAUGAGCAACAAGUCAAAGUGAUGGACAGGUAUCCAUUGUCAUUAGAGAAUCCAGUGUAAAUCAUAGGAUAUGGAUUGGAAGGAAAUGAAAAAUGGUGUGCAUUAUAUGGUAUUUCAACACCAGAUGGAGGUAGAACAAUUAAUGGUCACAUUCAAUUAUUUUUGAUUGAAUAGGCAAGGUAAUAAAUCUUAGAAGGACAUUGUUGUUGUUUUGGAGAUGCCUUGAUUCACACAGAUGACUACAAAAGCAGUUUAUUCUGUUUUGUGGAGAGAAAGUCUGGUGAAACAACAAGCAGAUUACACAUCACAGAAAUUGGAGUACCACCCAAUGGAUUCUAAAAAUACAAAAGAUAAGUUGAAGUUUAAACUGAUCCAAAUUAUCCAACAGAUUUCCCAGUCUUAAUGCACAUUAAUCAAAAAUAUGGAUUGAUCUAUGUAAUAAGCAAAUUUUCAUUUUUGACUGUCUAUGAAUUAAGCACUGCCAGUUUGAUAUUCAGAGAGAGAAUCUGCAACGAGAAUGUCUUUGUAGGUGCCCCAAACAUUAAUCAAGGAUAAUAUCAUAUUAUUGGUAAGGAAGGUAUUGUCUACACAAUAUCUGUUAAUGAUGACUAAUUGGUGUCUUACUUAAUUAACACUUGCAGACAUAUUCCAGAUGUUAUUCAAUUGGGAUUCCGUUUGGCCAGUAGAUAUAAGCUUCCUGGAGCAGAUAAUAUGUUUGUAGAUCAAUUCAAUAAGGCCAUCUUAUCUGGAGAUGCUUUGAGUGCUGCUAAAAUUGCUGCCAGUGCUCCUGGUACAGUUCUUAGAAACCCAGAAAGAUAACCAUAACCACUCAUCGUCUAUUUCCAAACAUUAUUAGAAAAGGGAACAUUGAAUAAAUUUGAAGCUAUCGAAUUGUGUGGACCAAUUUUAUAACAAGGAAGAAAACAAUUCGUUGAAUAGUGGAUUGCAUAAAAUAAAUUAGAACCAUCAGAUGAAUUAGGAGAUCUCUUAAAAAGAUAUGAUGCCAAUUUAGCUAUUCAAAUCUACAAAUAAUCUAAAUCAUACUAGAAAUUAGCAUAAUGCUAUAUGGAAACUGGAUAGCUAGAAUUGGCUAUGCAAUUACAAUAACAAUUUGGAGUAUCAACAGAUUACAUGGCUAUGUUGAGAAAUAUGAUGAUGUAAUCUCCAGAACAAGCCUUAGCUAUGGCCAAAUCUUUAUAUCAAAGAGACCAAAGCAUCAAUGUUCAUCAAAUUGCUGAAUUAUUUGAAUAAUUCUAGAGAUUACCAGAAAUGACAGCCUUCUUGGUUGAAUGCAUGAAAAACAACAGAGCUGAAGAUGGACCACUCUAAACUAAAGUCUUAUGCUUGAACUUAUAGGCUGCUGCAUAAGUUGCCGAUGCCAUCUUAUAAAUGAACAUCUGGACCCAAUUUGAUAGAAUUAGAGUUGCCCAAUUAUGUGAAUAAAAAGGACUUUAUCAAAGAGCACUUGAAAAUUAUUCAGAUCCAAAGGAUGUUAAAAGAGUUAUUCUUAAUACUCAUGCUCUCCCUCCUGAAUUCCUUGUCAAUUUCUUAUCCAGAGUUGAUCCUGCAUUGACAUUAUAAUGCCUUUAAGAUUUAUUAAGACACAAUAGAUAGAAUCUAUAAGUUGUUGUCAAUCUUGCAUUAAAGUCUUUUGAAUCUGUUAGUGCAUUUGAAGGAGUCUACCUAUUUUUGGGAUCUUUGAUUAACACAACAUCUGAUAAGGAUAUCUAUUAUAAAUAUAUCGAAGCUGCUGCUAAAUGCAAUUAAAUCAAAGAAUUAGAAAGAGUUAUUACAGAAAAAGGAGAUUGUUAUGAUGCUGAUAAAGUCAAAAAUUACUUAAAGGAAUAAAAGUUAUCUGAUCCAAGACCAUUGAUAUUCUUAUGUGAUAUGAAUGGAUUUGUUGAUGAAUUGACCAGAUAUCUUUAUAAAAAUGGAUUCACUAGAUAUAUUGAAAUCUAUAUCUUCAAAGUUAAUCCUAAUGCUGCUCCUGGUGUAUUUGGUACAUUAAUUGAUUUGGAAUGCGAUGAAGUUUACUUGAAAUAAUUGUUGUAUAACAUCCGUGGAAUGUGUCCAAUUGAACCAACUGUUGAUGAAUUCGAAAAAAGAAAUAAACUUAGAGUCUUAGAAUAAUGGCUUGAAGCUAGAGUUACAGAAGGCAACCAAAUUCCAGCUAUUCACAAUGCAUUAGCCAAAAUCAAGAUUGAUACAUCAUAAGAUCCUGAUGGUUUCUUGAUCAAUAAUCAAUUCUAUGAUGCAAAGGCUGUUGGUAAAUUCUGUGAGGAAAGAGAUCCUUAAUUAGCAGUUCUAGCUUACAAGAGAGCUUGGGGACAAUGCGAUUAAGAAUUAAUUAAUUUAACAAACAAAAAUGAAAUGUACAGAGUCUAAGCCAAAUAUCUCGUAGAAAGAUAGGAUGUUGAUUUAUGGGCUGGAGUAUUAUAAGAGACAAAUCCACACAGAAAAAAUUUAAUUGACUAUGUCAUUUAAGCAUUACAAGACUCAAAGAAUGUUGAUGAAGUUUAAGCAGCUGUCAAAGCAUUUGUGUUGGCCAAGAUUCCUUAUGAAUUAUUGGGUUUGUUGGAGAAAUUGGUUUUACAUAACCCUGAAUUUAUGUAAUACAAAUAAUUAUAGAAUUUAUUAAUCAUCACAGCCAUUCAAAGUGACACAAGCAAAGUGUUGGAUUACAUCAAUAGAUUGGAUAAAUUCGAUCCAUAAAUUAUUGCUUAACAUUGUUUGAAUGAAGAAUAUAACUUGUUUGAAGAGGCUUAUGCUGUCUUUAAGAAAUUUAAUUUACACAUUGAUGCUGUUAAUGUAUUACUCAGAAAUUUGGGAAGCAUUCCAAGAGCUCAUGAAUAUGCUUAGUAUGCUAGUUCCCCAGAAGUAUGGUCAUUAUUGGCUGAAGCUUAUUUGAAUUAAGGAUAAACAAAUGAAUCAAUUGAUUGCUACAUCAAGGCUAAUGAUUCAAGUGCAUUCUUGAAUAUUAUUAAUGUUGCUGAAUAAGAAGAGAAAUAUGAAUUAUUAGUCAAAUAUCUCUUAAUGUGCAGAUAAACAGUCAAGGAUGUCAACAUUGACAAUUCAUUAAUCUAUUGUUAUGCAAAAUUAGACAAGAACUUAGAUGUUGAAUCUUUGAUUUAAUCAAGCAACUCAGCAGAUGUAAUUAAGGUAGGAGAGAGAUGCUAUGAUCAAUAAUUAUAUGAGGCAGCUAAGAUCUUGUUCACUGCCCUUAAAAAUAAUGCAAGAAUAGCAUCUUGUUUGGUUAGAUUAAAAUAAUUUAACAAAGCUAUUGAAGCAGCUUAAAAGGCCAAUACUUCCAAGACAUGGAAAGAAUUAUGCUUUGCUUGUGUUGAGGCAUCAGAAUUCAAGUAUGCUUCGAUUGCUGCUUAGAAUAUUAUCAUUGUACCAGAUAUGUUGGAGUCAUUGAUAAAAUAAUAUGAAGAAUACAAUGCAUAAGAGGAAAUGAUGAUAUUAUUGGAGAAUGCCUUAGGUAUGUAAAGAGCACAUGUUGGUAUCUUCACAGAAUUAGCAGUUCUUUAUUGCCAUUACAAAUAGAAGAAAGUCAUGGAACACUGCAGAUAAUACUUCUAGAAGAUGAACAUUUUGAAAGUCUUAAGAACUUGUGAAAAGAUGUGUCUCUGGAGUGAAGCUGUCUACUUACAUCAACACUAUGAUUAACCAGAUAAUGCUAUCAACAUUAUGAUCGAGCAUUCACCAACUGCCUUCUCACAUGAUGUUCUAGUCAUGUUACUCUAAAAGAUUACCAAUACAGAUUUGUAUUACAAAUGUAUUCUCUUUUACCUUGAAGAAUAACCAGAAUAAAUUAAUGAUUUAUUGAGAAGCAUUCAAUCUAAGAUCGAUUUAAGCAAAUUUGUUAAAUUGAUGAAGAACACUGGCUAUUUGGCUUUGACAUUACCAUUUUUAUAACAAAUCCAAAAUGCCAAUAACAAAGAUGUUAACGAUGCCUUGAAUCAACUCUAUUUAGAUAUUGAGGACUAUGAAAAUCUUAGAGAAUCAGUCAAGAACUAUGAAAACUUUGACUAAUUGGCUUUGGCAUAAAAGACCUAAUCUCACGAAUUAGUUGAAUUCAGAAGAAUCGCUGCUUAUUUAUAUAGAAAGAUUUAGAAAUAUGAUUUAUCAAUGAACUUGAGUAAAUAAGACUAAAUGUACAGAGAUGCCAUCGAAACUGCUUAAGAAUCUUAGAAUGUUAAGUUAGUCUAUGAAUUAUUGGAAUUCUUCAUAUAGAAUAAGGAGAGCGAGUUCUUUACAGUGUGUCUUUACACAUGCUAUGAUUUAUUGAAACCAGACUAAGUUAUGGAAUUGACCUGGAGAUCAGGCCUUAUGGAAUUUGCUAUGCCAUACUUCAUCUAAAUCACUUGGGAAUUGACUCACAAGAUUGAGUAUGUAUAAAAGAAGCACGAGGACAGAGAAAAGAAGGAAAUUCAAACUGCAUAAUAACAAUAAUCAUAAGCCUUACCAAUAGCUUAAGAUUUCCUAUUGAACUAAGGUUAAUUAAUGUUGGGUCCACCCAGCUAGAUGAGUAGUAGCAAUUUAGGUUUUGGAUAGUCUUCAGGUUUUACAAAUUCCUAAAUGAAUUAAGCUCCUAUGGGUUAUGGAGGAUAACAAUUUGGAUCAUACUAGCCACCAGGUUUUUGACCAAAUUAAACAUAUUAAAAUAAAACAUAUAUAAUUUUAUUUCCUA